AUGGAAAAUAAGAAAGACGAGGAAAAGAGAGAAGAGAAAAACACAGAAGGGGAGGGUGUAGAAGAAGAGGGCGAGAGAAGGGGACAAGGGAAGAAGGAUGAGAAGGGGGAGGCGAUGAAGAGAAUGGGGGAAACAGAGGGAGAGGAGGAGAGGAGAGGGAGAGGAGGAGAGGAGAGGGAGAGGAGGAGAGGAGAGGGAGAGGAGGAGAGGAGAGGGAGAAGAGGAGAGGAGAGGAGAGGGAAAGGAGGAAAGGAGAGGGAGAGGAGGAGAGGAGAGGGAGAGGAGGAGAGGAGAGGGAGAGGAGGAGAGGAGAAGGAGAGGAUGAGAGAAGAGAAAGAGAAGAGAGAUAUUAGAGAGAGAAAAAAGCGAAGAGAGGGAGAAGAGAUGGAGGAGGGAAAGAAAACUAAGAGAGAAAAGAGAAUAACGAGAGAAGAGAGAAGAGAGAAAAAGAAGAGCGAAAAGAGAAAAGAGAGAAAGAAAAGAGAGA
This is a messenger RNA of Zophobas morio, 487 nucleotides long. Its product is annotated as sperm protamine P1-like. The transcript has 3 exons. NCBI's taxonomy places the organism in Eukaryota, Metazoa, Arthropoda, Insecta, Coleoptera, Tenebrionidae. The annotation marks the transcript as partial. The record is from RefSeq and is a predicted model, not a curated record.